Messenger RNA from Cucurbita maxima (winter squash), 1900 nucleotides. Its product is annotated as long-chain-fatty-acid--AMP ligase FadD26-like. The record is from RefSeq and is a predicted model, not a curated record. The coding region runs from base 1 to 1899 and encodes 632 amino acids. The transcript has 2 exons. Lineage: Eukaryota; Viridiplantae; Streptophyta; Magnoliopsida; Cucurbitales; Cucurbitaceae.
AUGUCGUACGAGAAUUUUGAUCCCAUAUUCCCGGACCAGCCGGUGGUUGACUUGUAUCUUCCGGUUUGGGCGAGCCUUCCGGCGUUCCGGUCGAAGCCAGCGUUCAUCUGGUCGGAAGACGGAACCGCCGACGUCCUGAAUGAAGGCUCAUUUCUAACAUACGGACAACUUCACGACUCCGUUCAGUUCAUCUCCGAGCAGUUGAUCCGCCAGGUAAGGCGGCGCGACACGGUAAUUGUAUUGUGCUCGCCAGGACUCGACCUUGUCCAGCUCAUCUAUGGCUGUCAAAGAGCUGGCCUUGUGAGCGUCCCAAUCAGCCCGCCCGACCCUUGUUUUGAGAAUGAAAAUUGUCACCAUUUUGCAAGAGCCCUCUCGCAGACUAAGCCCCGCGCCGUCAUAGCUCACGAACCUUACAUCGUUAGCGUGUUCCGAUACCUCUCUUCGUCCCAGAUAGACGGGAAGUUGGCAUUGUUGUUGCAGAGCGUGCAAUGGAUAUCAAUGGAGACUUUAAGAACUUGCACGGCGGCGGAGGCCGAUCAAGUGGUUUCAGUAAUUUCUAGUAAAGAUCGGCCCUUCUUUUAUCACUCCAAUUCCUCAUACUACGGCUGUAAGCCAGAGGAGCCUUAUCUAAUCCAAUACACCUCAGGAGCCACCGGAAUUCCAAAGCCGGUGGUGGUUACAGCCGGCGCCGCUGCUCACAACGUCCGAGCGGCGAGAAAAGCCUAUGACUUAAACCCAAACGACGUUAUCGUCUCAUGGCUCCCACAGUACCACGACUGUGGCCUCAUGUUCCUUCUCUUAACCGUCGUCAGUGGCGCUACGUGCGUACUAACCUCUCCUAUCUCCUUCGUCACCCGUCCAAUCACAUGGCUCCACCUCAUCACUACCUUCAAAGCCACGUGCACUCCCGUGCCGUCUUUCACUCUCCCACUCGUCCUCAAGCGGGUGAAGGAAGAAACUCCUCCGGGUGGGGAUUUGGAUUUGUGCUGUUUGAGGAAUUUGAUUUUGAUUAAUGAACCGGUUUACCGGUCGGGAGUCGAGGAGUUUGUGGAUGUGUUUAAGGCGGUCGGGCUGAACCCGGGUUGCGUUUCGCCUUCGUACGGUUUGGCGGAGAAUAGCACUUUUGUUUCGACGGCGUGGAGCGGCGGAGAAGGAGGCCUGCGGCGGUGCUUCCCGGCGAUGCCGAGUUACCGGAAGUUGUUGCCGUGUGCAAGGCUGACGGAUGGAUCGUCGGCGGAGAUUGAGGUGGUGGUUGUUAACGGCGAGACAGGGGAGAUGGUCGACGACGGCGUUGAAGGAGAGAUUUGGAUCUCGUCGCCGAGUAAUGCCUCAGGUUACCUCGGCCAUCCAUUGCUAACCAGAGACACAUUCCACUGCAAACUCAGUAACAAAUCAAGCCAUAAAUUCGUCCGUACCGGCGACAGAGGAGUAAUCAAAGGCGCCGAUCGGUUCCUCUUCGUGAUCGGACGGUGUUCAGACGUCAUUACACUCACCAACAACCAAGAAAUCCACCCUCAUUACAUCGAAUCCAUAGCUUACAACAAUUUCUCCGCCUAUCUCCGAGGCGGCUGCCUCGCCGCCAUCAAGGUAUCCGAUACGAUCGCCGUCGUGGCCGAAAUGCAGAGAGAGGACAAAAACGACGCGGAAACGCUGAGGCAAAUCUGCGAAGGGAUUAGAAAAGCGGCGUUGAUUGAAGAGGGAAUUGAGUUAGGGCUUGUGGUUCUGGUGAAAAGGGGAAACGUCCCUAAAACGACGUCGGGGAAGGUAAAGAGAUGGUUGGCGAAGGAGAAGCUGGCCGGCGGCGGAAUGAGCGUGUUAAUGGCCGUCAAAUUUGGAACAAUUUGCGGCGUUACGAAGGAUUUAGAUGGAAAUCGUCCACUUCUGCUCUCGCUUCUUUAAU